AGUGAGUAUGGGGGGGCCAAACGAGAAACCCCUCGCUCUCAGUUUUCAUCCUCAUUUAAGGAGCUGGCAGCAGUGAAAGAGAGGAAAAGACGAAGAAUUACAGCCACACUCAUUCAUACAGCUUCUGUCUGUGAACUUCAUCAUCAUCAUCACUGCUGCUUCUGAACACAGAGGCGAUGGCUGAGGUGGAGCUGCUCUCCACACCCCGUGAUACUGAGAUCAGCGAUGUGACCUGCGACUCGUUCCGGGUCAGCUGGGAAAUGUCCCAUGAGGACGCGUCCCGGGUGACGCAUUACUUCAUCGACCUGAGCCGUAAAGAGGGCAGCCAGCACAACCGCUUCAAGCACAGAGAUGUCCCCACCAAGCUAGUGGCAAAAGCAGGACCUCUGCCAAUGGCUGUGAGAGGCCACUGGUUCCUGAGCCCUCGAACAGAGUACUGUGUGGCUGUUCAGACCGCCAUCAGACAGCCGGACGGAGACUAUCAGGUGUCUGAAUGGAGCCAAGUAGUGGAGUUCUGCACUGGAGAUUAUGCCAUGGAGCAUCUCCAGCAGCUGUUAGAUAAAGCUCAGGCUGCUGCUGGGAGGCUGCUCAGGUUCUCCGUCUUCUACCGCAAUCAGAGUCCUGAAUACUUCCAUUAUGUCAGGUCAGAGUGUGGAGGUGCAAUGCUCCCAUCUUUCAAAGACAACAGUGGAAGUCACGGCUCCCCCAUCAACGGAAAGCUCCGCAGCGUCUUCCUCGGCUGCAACACAGAGUUCGACACAGGCCUCCCUCCCAAAGACUCCCCAUACGGCCCUCUGCGCUUCCAAAUUUCUGCCGAUCGUGUCCUCACCCCGAGUACAAACCUCUACUUUGCUGACUUCUACUGCAUGUACACAGCGUACCAUUAUGUAGUGCUGGUGCUGGCCCCUGCUGGAUCGGAGGGGGAUAGCUUUUGCAAGAGCCGCCUUCCACGACUGGACCUGUCAAGCAAUCCCUUCCUGACAUUCACGCCUGGAGACGUACCGGCCUUCUGUCACGCCAGUGACGUCAUUCUGGAGGUGUUGUACACAGAGCCCUUGCUUCUGGAGCACGGCAUACUCGCUCAGAUCAGCGGCCAUCACCAGCUCAUGAGCCUUUCCACUGCGAAUGCCAAAAAAGACCCGAGCUGUAAGGUGUGCAAUAUCAGUGUGGGCCGCUGAGCUGUGAAUGGCAGCUCUCACUGGAAGUGCAACCGGAAACUGGACCAUGAAAACCUCACUGCUCUGGAAAUGGACCCAAAGUUCUGAAUAAAUCUGAAUAAAUAGUCACACCUAUGAAAAGAGGUAUUUGGAAUUUGAAAAUACACCAAAGGCAUUGCACAAAAGAGGCAAGAAUAAAUAAAAAUGAAUGAGGUCAUGAUAGUCCGGCCACUUGUUAUGAAACCAAGCCAUAUGAUCUGUGAGGCAACUAUUCAGAUCUUAAAGAGACCGUUCACCCAAAAAUGUUUCAUCAUUUACUCAGUCUUUUAAAACCUGUAUAUUUUAAAGCACCGUAAAAGUGGUCCAUGAUGAGACUAGUGUUAUAUUUUGAAAGUCUUCUGAAGCCAUAUGAUAACUUGUGUGAGUCCACUUCCUUAAGACUAAUCAUAUAUAAAGGUUACAUUAUUGAAUUAUGUAAUUGAUUCUAUUUAUUUUUUGUAUUAAGUCAUUUGGGUUGUCACCUGUAAUUAAUUUGAUGAGUCGUUAUGUGCGUGUAUAUGCAUAAAUAGGUUACAUUAACUGUACAGAAUGCUUUAACAUAGAAUAAAACACUUCUGAAAGUUUCUGCAUGUUACUUUUGUAGGUUGUCUGUGUGAAAAUGAUUGUUUCAGUACAGCUCUGACCAAGUUUUAGUGGUUUUGAUGCACAAAAAAACAAAACAA
Sinocyclocheilus anshuiensis is the source of this 1879-nucleotide messenger RNA. Its product is annotated as phytanoyl-CoA hydroxylase-interacting protein-like. The transcript has 5 exons. The record is from RefSeq and is a predicted model, not a curated record. The coding region runs from base 177 to 1178 and encodes 333 amino acids. Lineage: Eukaryota; Metazoa; Chordata; Actinopteri; Cypriniformes; Cyprinidae. Gene Ontology annotation, cellular component: cytoplasm. Gene Ontology annotation, molecular function: protein binding.